UCACAACUUGUAAGAAGUCUUCUUUGGCAUCUACAUACUGGGCCAGCUUCAGGUACACAUUAGCUCGGUGCAGGCGCGCUGCUGUGAAGUCAGACUUAAUCUCCAAUACCUGGGAACAAAUAAAGCCACAAUCCAUCUUUCGUUCGUCUCUUUUCGUGGUUUCUUCUGAUUGGUCCAAAUCAGACAACAGGAAUUCCACAGAUCUAAAUAAAAUAUCACAUACGUCAGUGCAGCAGUCAUUUUCCGAGCAGUUUGAAGUUCUUAUCUGGCAACACCUCGACCCCUUCUUUCAUUUCCAAAGGAAAAUAACAAACGGAAUGGCUGACGCAGCGCCAUCGACAGCGCCCAAGGCGAAAGUGCCUAAAACUAAGGCACCCAAAGAGAAGGCCGCCAAGGCUGCCCCUGCGGCACCUGCAGAGCCUCCAAAGGCGGUGCGCAAAGUAUCAUCGAAGCCCCGUCACGGCAGGCUGUACGCCAAGGCCGUGUUCACAGGCUACAAACGUGGUCUGCGCAACCAGCACGAGAACACAGCUCUCCUGAAGAUUGAGGGAGCAAGGAGCCGUGAUGACGCAGACUUCUACGCUGGCAAGCGUUGCGUAUAUGUAUACCGCGCCAAGAAGAGGACGCCCAUCGCUGGUGGACCCCGUGGCAAGAAGACCAAGCUGCGCGCCAUCUGGGGCAAGGUGACCAGACCACACGGUAACUCCGGUGGAGUUCGUGCUCGCUUCCGCUCCAACCUGCCUGCGCAGGCUAUGGGACACAGGAUACGCGUGAUGUUGUAUCCCUCCAGGAUCUAAGACUCUUCCUGUUAAGUAAUAUAAGCAUAAAAUAAAACCCAAAAAAACUUAAUCUCUGCCUUUUAUUUACAUACUA
Spodoptera littoralis (African cotton leafworm) is the source of this 873-nucleotide messenger RNA. Lineage: Eukaryota; Metazoa; Arthropoda; Insecta; Lepidoptera; Noctuidae. The record is from the annotation of a GenBank genome assembly.